CUUUUCUCUAAAGAGAAACUCUGGCGCAGCGAAUCCGUCUUUCAAAGACCUCCAACAGCUGUUUUCCGGUCGCUCUUCACUAUUUGCAACAAAAAAACUUUUUCAGAGUCCUCAACAAACCUCAGGAUGCAUCAAUUAAUUGCGUUGUUUAGCAUCUUCGCUGUGACACAGGCGACGAUGUACUUGCCUCCAAUGAAGGAUCAUUAUUAUGCGGACCUAGUUCUGCGAGACAUAAUCGACCAAAUGGGAAAUGAACUUGUGGAUGCAGCAGAUUCAUAUCUAGAAUACCAAGACGGAUCAAGACUUGGUAAUGAUUUCCAGGCAAUGAAAGAAAUUCCAGUAGAAUUGCCGAUAGAUUAUGAGGGAAUGGACACACUGAAUCCCAAUCCCAGUAUUCGAGAUCAAGAGUAUUUACAACAUAGUACUCUUUGGAGUCACCAAAAGGAAAAUGACAGUGGAAAUGAUCGACACAGAAUUCAACCUGGAGGACUCAAAGGCGUCAAGGAUGAAAAAACAGAAAAUUCUCUGCCUGCUUAUUGUACUCCGCCCAAUCCAUGUCCAAUUGGACAUACGACUGAAAAUCAUUGCAUCACUGACUUUGAAAACACAGCGGCAUUCAGUCGUGAUUAUCAAAUCGCACAAGAUUGCAUGUGUGAUAAUGAACAUAUGUUAGAUUGUACUAAUGAGACCGAAAGUGAAGAUGAACGUGCAAAUAUGAAAAUCUCCAGCUCGGAUUUGGACCAAAUAGUCGAAAGAUUCCAGGAGGAAAAUCCAUUUUUCCAGGGUGAAAAAUUACCCAUCGCAGCCAAAAAGGGAAUCCACGUAGGCUACUGAAAAAAUAUUGAUACAAGACUCGGAAUAAAAAGGAAACGGAAACAAGGAAUGGAAAAUUCCACAGGAAAGAUUCGAUCCUGCAACUGAAAGAGGCAUUCUAAACCUUCCAAUUUUACAAUUCUCAAACUUUUUGUCACCGAAUUUCCAAUAUCAUGCAAUCUAAAUUUUCUAUGUCUUUCGAAUACUUGAUAGUUCUAAAAAAAUAUUUAUCGUGUGAAAUUUAUAUUCUCUUCGUAUUUCUAAGUUAAGAUCGACAAGCAGAAGUCUGAAGAAAACUUACGAAAAACUGUCGUUUUUUCUCACAUAAUUAUUUUAUUUCUUAAAAAAAAGUUAAUAUUUUUUGCAGCGUUAUUUGGGUACUGGUCAAUUUAAAAGUAAUCUUUGUUUUUAUUAUACGCACUUAUCUGUUAUUAAUACUAAAAUAAUAUUUAAUUAGACAACUAU
Molecule: messenger RNA, 1278 nt
Organism: Belonocnema kinseyi
Lineage: Eukaryota; Metazoa; Arthropoda; Insecta; Hymenoptera; Cynipidae
Gene: 7B2
Exons: 5
Coding region: 127-834 (235 amino acids)
Biological process (GO): neuropeptide signaling pathway; regulation of hormone secretion
Cellular component (GO): secretory granule
Molecular function (GO): enzyme regulator activity
Source: RefSeq, a predicted model, not a curated record